Messenger RNA from Drosophila navojoa, 1072 nucleotides. RefSeq names its product phosphatidylinositol 3-kinase 2. The record is from RefSeq and is a predicted model, not a curated record. Lineage: Eukaryota; Metazoa; Arthropoda; Insecta; Diptera; Drosophilidae.
CUUUCCCUUACCACUUUCUCUCUCUGUCUCUUUCUGACUUAUAGAACCGAUAACAACAGCAGCACGGAAUUGGCGCGUGAGAACCUCUUCCAGCCCAACAUGGACGAUGCCAAGCCAAUGAACAACAACAACAACAACAGCAUCACAAACAACAACAACAACAACAAUAAGCCUUACGGUGAUGCUAACGGCGCACGCACCAUUUGCUCCAUUGAGAAUCAUCAAUCGUCGCAGUUGCUGCGUCACGGUGCCACGCCCCCAGCCGCUAACAGCAACACAAUGUCCUCUUCCAAUUCCACCUCUGCCUCUGCCUCCGCCUCCGCCUCUGCUUCCGUCUCCUCCUCCUCCUCAUCGUCCUCGAUUAUGGCCGCUGCUGCUGCAGCCGCACGCAAGCGCCAUCUAUCGAACAGCAAUCUGGUUAACGAUCUGGAGAUACUCGACCGUGAGCUGAGCGCGAUCAAUGCACCAAUGCCACUCAUAGAUCCAGAGAUAACCCAGGGCGCCGAGCAGUUGGAGCGGGCAGCGCUGUCGGCAUCGAGGAAGCGCAUGCGCAGCAACAGCGAGGACGAGAGCGAUCGGCUGGUGCGCGAGGCGCUCUCUCAGUUCUAUAUACCGCCGCAGCGGCUCAUCUCGGCCAUCGAGGACUGCCCGUUGGAUGUUGUGGGGCUCGGCGCCGGCGCCGGCGUCGGCAGCAACAGCGAUCAAAUUGGCAUCUCCGGCAGCAACAGCCAUAAGCGCGUCAAGCUGACCACCAGCAGCUGUGUCGGCUGUGGUGGGGUCAGUGCCAGUGGCGUUGGCGUUGGCGUUGGCGGUGGUGUUUGUGGUCCGGCUGAUCACAUUGAGCUGGUCAACUUCGAUAUGAAUCAGAAUCAAAAGGACUUCGAGGUCAUCAUGGACGCACUGCGUCUGGGCACGCCCACACAGCCGAGCAGCGGCAGCGACUCGUGCGGCCAGGCGGCCAUGAUGAGCGAAUCGGCGAGCGUCUUUCAUAAUCUGGUUGUCACCUCGCUGGAGACAUGAAAGUAUCAGUAAGGGAUGCUGGAUAAACCCCAACCAACAAAAACAACAACAA